GUAAAUUUCUGGAAUACUACUACUAAUAAUAAUUAAGGACAAAGGCACAUGAAAUCUGGGCGUGGCGUUAAGUGGAGAAUGUGAAUGAGGUGUAUCUUAUCCUUGUUCAAACGUCACCGACCAUCAUCGAUUUGGACGUUCUGACUUCUUUCUUCAUAAAAAUGGACAACCAUCAGACACUGACAGACUCACUGCUUGGACCCCAGGAUAUAGAACCAUCAGGCAGCCAGACUCCAGGCCCUGUGACAAUUCAGCCAACUGAGACAGCCUUCUGUGCACACAAAUCUGACUCAUUCCCUUGCCUGCAACCCCUCUCGUUGCACCAGCAAGCCCAGGGUGAGGUACAUGAGCCUGGAGAGGUCGUAGUAGUCGUCAAACCGAAGACUGCAAAUGGUCAUGGAGUCUGUUCCUCUUCUCCAGAAGCAAAAACGUCAGUUCCUAGACUCUCCUCUCCACCUCAACGUCAUCAUUCUGUCCCCCAGGCACAUCCCCCUCAUUUUGGACGCACACGAAAGGGUAGCAGAUCCAGCUCCAUUGCUUACACAGCAUUCUCACCACGGCCCUCAAUCUCCCGUCACUCCAGCUUGGCGACCAACCCACCGCUGGAUCGCUCCAAACCCAGAGAUUACCUCCUCCUGGCUAUUAUUGCCUGCUUCUGCCCCGUUUGGCCAAUUAACAUUGUGGGAUUUGUCUACUCUGUCAUGUCCCGCAAUAGCUUGGAACAGGGGAAUAUUGAUGGAGCCAUACGGCUGGGCCGCGUAGCGAAGCUGCUUUCCAUCGUGUCAAUUGUGGGUGGGGUUAUCAUUAUUGUGGCAUGUGCUGUCAAUUUAUCAAUUAACGUGAAAUCCUGAGGCGAGGUUCACAUCAGAUUACUAACCGCAAGACCAUGCUUCUGUCUGGCUAUCUAUCUGUUCCUGUGAUCACAGUUUUAGCUAGGUGAUUAAUAAGUAAGCUGACACCUUGUUCCUCUCCAGCACUCUCUAAUUAAUCAUAAUAAUAAUACUAAUUCAAGACUACAUUCAAUCUGAAACCCCACCACAAGAAAUGGAGUUGAAAUGCAUGAAUGUUUGAAUCAGUGUUUGCAGCAGACCAUUUGAGCCAAAUAGCCAAAAGCACUUGAUGAUGAAGCUGUAAUACACACACAGUCCACAUUAGGCUUGGUCAGAAUGCACGUUUCAGAUCAGCUAUGAGAACUGCACUGCAUCAUGCAAAAUGUUUGAGAAAAAUGCAUCAUAAGUCCUGAGAUUCUUCCUUGUCUUGUGAAGAGGAGGAGAAUACACAUUGCACUAUUAGAGCGGAAAGUGAUAUGCCCACAUCGACAGAUACUGGAACCAAACUUAAUGUUUUAAUGUGAAUAAUGAACGAGGCAUUACUGGACUAGAAGCAGAAAGAUGGCAGCUCGUUAAUUAUUAAUACAAAAUGUAAUUUUUUAAAAAAUGUUUUUUAGUUUGUUUUAUGCGUUUC
Molecule: messenger RNA, 1464 nt
Organism: Neoarius graeffei (lesser salmon catfish)
Lineage: Eukaryota; Metazoa; Chordata; Actinopteri; Siluriformes; Ariidae
Gene: prrt2
Product: proline-rich transmembrane protein 2
Exons: 5
Coding region: 162-851 (229 amino acids)
Cellular component (GO): membrane
Source: RefSeq, a predicted model, not a curated record